Messenger RNA from Neurospora crassa OR74A, 4125 nucleotides. Its product is annotated as C6 transcription factor Prf. Gene Ontology annotation, biological process: DNA-templated transcription. Gene Ontology annotation, molecular function: zinc ion binding; DNA binding. The record is from RefSeq and is a predicted model, not a curated record. Bases 943 to 3573 code for a protein of 876 amino acids. The transcript is spliced from 7 exons. NCBI's taxonomy places the organism in Eukaryota, Fungi, Ascomycota, Sordariomycetes, Sordariales, Sordariaceae.
CGUUCUCCAGACCCCCUAAACCCUACCUUUUCAACCCACAUCAGCCGUUCACCUGCCAACCUAUAUCUUCGUUUGCUUACUUUCCCAUAGCUCCACACCUUCCCAUUCAGAUGAAGGGUCAUCGAGUGUGACCGAAACUUCUAUGCCUCAGAAGCUGGCUAAAGGACAGAAGCAACAGUGUCAAUCGUUUGAAUCUUUUUGAACCUUUGCCUUGUCGAAUCAAUCUUGACUCCAUUCUCCUCAUUGCGUAUUCGUUUAGCUGCCUAGAUUGGAGCAGGUGCACUUGCUGUACAUCUUCAACAGUCAGCAACGGGUUACCCUUACCCGCUUGACAGAACGUUGAGAAACUCGUUGCUCCUCCGACGACUCAAGUCCUGUUCGCCUCAUAGCAAAACAGUUUGGACAUGGCGCCCUCCUCCGCCAACCCUCCGGAUACGAUGAUGGUCUCGGAGACCCAAAACAACAAGCCCACUAACGCCGAAGAGACUGCAGGGGGUGCGACUGCUGGGGUGAACUCGAGUACCCCAAAGCAAAAACGACUGGCAUGCGAGAUAUGUCGAAGGAGGAAACUCAAGUGCGAUGGCACCAAGCCAAGUUGCAGCACUUGCUCGCGUCUCGGCCAUGUAUGCGCCUACGAUGAGAGGAGAAAGAAGAGUGGUCCCAAGAAGGGUCAUCUCAAGGCCUUGGCGGAACGAUUAAGUGCGCUGUUUUACAAACUGUGUCCGGUCCCCUGGCUUCGGUGAUGAAAGCAGUUUGCUGACACUCCUCUUUUUGCUCGCAGAGCAAGUUGAGACUUUGCUGAAGACGCAGGAAGCACCGAGACUGAGUGCAGACGGUAACCCAAUAGCACCGAAUAUCGUCUUUGGUAGUGGACUCAGCCAACCAAGUCAACAUGCUGCUGCCGCGGCCGCCAACUUCAACGUUCCGGGCCCUUCCCGUGGAAUGGCAACAGAGGGGAGCAUGGAUCAGUGGCAGUUCCAAGGCGAUCCGAGCAGCACAGGAUUGGAUGACUUCAACUUGGGCAACAACUUGGGACUAGGCAUGAGUAGUAUUGGCGGCGACUUUACCUGGGAAAUGAUAGGCCUGGGACUGGAGGAGCCAUUACCGCCCCAGGAGACCAUCGACGAGCUGCACCAAGUAUACUUUGACAAAAUACACCCUUCCCUCCCAAUGAUACACCGCGCCCGCUACUUCCAUGCGAUGAAUCUAGCCCCAAAUCAGCGGCCACCGGUGUGUCUACGCUAUGCUAUGUGGACACUGGCCUGCUCGGUGUCAGACCGGUUCCUCGAUUUGAAAGAGCUGUUCUAUCAGAGGGCCAGGAGGUAUCUGGAGUUGGAUACCAUCAAAGGCUUUGGAGAACACAUGAUAACGGUGUCACAUUGCCAGACCUAUGUGCUCCUGGCAUCCUACGAGUUCAAAUGGAUGUAUUUUCCGCGAGCAUGGAUGAGUAUAGGCUCGGCCGUACGCUUAUGCCAGAUGAUGGGCCUCUAUCGAGUUGAUGGUGGUGACUUGGAGGUAAAACAGUGCUUACCGCCCCCACGAGAUUGGACAGAAAAGGAAGAGCGCCGACGAACCUUUUGGAUGGCCUUCUGUCAGGACCGUUACGCCAGCAUCGGGACGGGUUGGCCGAUGAUCAUUGAUGAGAAAGACAUUCUCACCGACCUUCCUGCCUCCGACGAGGCCUACGACUUGAGUCACCCCCAGGAGACCCAAAGCCUGAAUGAUGUGACGCUCCAUACGGGUCCUAGUAAGUUGUCGUCUUUUGGCGGUGUCAUCCUUCUUGCGUACCUCUUUGGCAGAAACCUUAUCCACCUCCACCGGCCGACUGAGGACGACCGAGAUGACGACCUCAAUGGCGAAUUUUGGAAGAGGCAUAGACAGAUGGAUAACAUCCUUCUCAAUGUUUCGCUUUGUAUACCAUCUGCCCUCAAGCUGCCACAGGGUCUGGCCAAUCCAAACGUCGUCUUCACAAAUAUGUGCAUUCACACGUCGACUAUAUGCUUGCACCAGGCAGCGAUAUUCAAAGCAGACACGAACAACUUACCUGCCAGCGUUAGUACUGAGUGUAAGAUGCGAUGUAUUACCUCGGCUCACGAGAUUGCAAGUAUCAUGAGGAUGGCCUCUCACCUUGACUUGGAUAGGCUGAAUCCAAAUAUGUCGUUCUGUCUCUAUGUUGCAGCAAGAGUAUUUGUGCAGUUCCUCAAAAGCCGUCCAGACGAUGGCCAGGUAGCCGACUCUCUUCGGUUCCUACUGUCAGCCAUGAACGCACUGAAGCGGAAGAAUCCUCUUACUGAAUCCUUCGUAGUACAGCUUGAUGUAGACCUUGAAGCUCUUGGUGCCAAGGUUCCCAAGCUCAAAAACGCCUUCUCAAGAAGUAACGAUGGUCACACAUCACGAGCCCACAUGAAACCUGGGACCGGACUCGGAGCAUCCACACAACAUGGGAACAUGUACCACCAGGAAUGCCAGUUCCUCCGAACCGUCGAAGACGACGGCAACCCCGUCAACGCCCCCAACCUAGUCAAGCCCGUUGAUUUCGACGAUCCUCUUGUUCAGCUCCCUGGCUCGAGCAGGAACACCGCACCAGACUGGUCAUCAUCAGUCGAGCAGCGAAGUCCCAUUCUAUCCGCCGGCGGGCAACACGGCGGCGACUCUGCCAGGACCGACGGUUUAGCCUUUGACACGUUUAUUCAUGGCAGGAUGUCGAACAACAUCUCGCUCCCUCCGAAUUAUCAGACUCGCCCUCAUCACGAUCCCGACGCCGGGGGAAAUAGCGACGGCGUCCCGCUGUCCACUCCUUCACCAAACUCUAACCAGCCCACGCCCAAUUCUGGCACAUCAUCUUCGAACCAUCACCACCAUCUGUGUCACCAAAUGCAUCAGCAUCAGCAUCAACAUCCACACCAUCAUCCUCAUCCUCAGCCUCACCCCCACGCUCAUCACCAGCAAGAACAUGGACAAGGGCAAGUACAAGGACUAGCACCCACCAACGAUGGCCGACAUAUGAGCGGAUCCGGCGGAUCUUCAUCUUCCAUGUCCUUUGACAAUCGCAAUAAGAAUCACAGCACCAGCCCCAUAACCCCCGGCUCCUCUACAAAUCCUACCAUAACCACGGCUGCCACAGCUCUUGCAACUACUGCCACCGCCACCACUACUACUAGCACUGCUCUGGACAUCAAUCCAAGCCCUGCCGCAGCCGUCGGUUUUUUUCUCGAUCCAACUGCCUUUGGUAUGCCGGGCGUUGAGAUAGCUCCGGAAAAUACGACUAAUUCGGGGUUAGCGAGGACGGCGUCCGACCCUCACGCCACCACCAUUGUUGGCAACCCCAAUAAUGGCAACAACCUCGGGAUGGGUUCCGGCGUCGGGAUGGGCAUGAAUAUCGGCGUCGGCAGGGAUGGUGGCGGUGGUGGCAUGACGCCGGAUAGUGUGCUGCGAUCGCUCAUGGCAAUGGGGAACAUGGAAGGUAUGGACGGCAUGGAGGGGUGUGGAAUGGAUUUGGGGUGGGGUAACGGCGGUACCAGUCACGAACUGGACAGUCAUGGGAAUAGGCAUGGUGAUGGUGGGAGUUUUUAGCCCGGUACUUACCUAUUUACUUUGGUAGGUAGAGGUAGUUGGAAUUGUUUGAUGGAGGCUGGCGUGACGGGACGUCGGGACGGGAAGGAGGAAGGGGAAGGGAAACGGGCAAGUGGGGAAACGGGAAACUAAGGGGUUGAAGCACUCACUGGAGAGGAGAGGACGGAAGGUCCGUCAUUUUUCGGAGAAGGGGUUGGAGUAUAAUCUGAAGCAGGUACCAAGGCAGACUCUUCAGGCAGUAACUACUGACUCGAAUGUUGCCUGCAGCAGGUCUUGUUAAAACCCCACGGAGGUGACAAUGGUUGUUGGCGAUUUCAUUUCUGUUGGUAUUUCAUGCAUUCCCUUUUCGACUUAUCUUUGUGUUAUUUCAUCAAUUAGAUUAAGCUGUUGAGAGCAACUCCAUCAUGGUGUCCAAGCAGCGGUCGGUUACGGGUCUUGAUUCGGUGUGUUUCACCUCAUGUUAUAUUAGUAAUCAAAGGCAUAACCUCUCCACUUCAAACCAACAAGGAACAAAGAUAAAUAAAUGAAUAAAGAUAGAUAAAUAAGAAUCAG